AUGUUCAAACCAACCCAAACAUAUGAUCAAGUGGCCGCGGCAGAGUUACAAGCAGAAUUAGACGAGUGGCACGAGGAACCCAUAGAGAGCGUGGAGAGCAGGAGUAACCAGGUCAAUCUACACCGGAGGCCAGGUUUCUACAAGAAGGCAUUGCUCGGAUCGAUUACCGUGAAUGCUGUAUUGCUCAUGGUGUGUGGAUGGCUGUAUUUGAAGCUUAGAGUUGCGCGCACUGCUUGCGCUCCUUCAAGCAAUACAGCAACUUAA
Messenger RNA from Letharia lupina, 264 nucleotides. RefSeq lists its product as uncharacterized. Bases 1 to 264 code for a protein of 87 amino acids. The transcript is spliced from 2 exons. The record is from RefSeq and is a predicted model, not a curated record. Lineage: Eukaryota; Fungi; Ascomycota; Lecanoromycetes; Lecanorales; Parmeliaceae.